AUGACACCAAUACUCGUCCUUGACCAUUUUUACCUCUCUAUUAGCCUCCUCGUCACCAUUGGGUAUCAGCUCCUAGGCUUCGCUAUCGCAUGGACGUUCCAGUUUGACAAGAUCACAGACUUCACUGGAGGUUCAAAUGUGUUUAUAUUGUCGUUGCUCACUUGGCUUCUCGCCGUCCGUCUGGCUACUUUCCUCUUAUACCGAGUGCUUAAGUAUGGGAGUGAUAGUCGUUUUGAUGAUAUACGUUCCCAUUUCUUUAAAUUCCUCGGAUUCUGGGUCGGUCAAAUAAUUUGGGUAUGGACGAUCUCGCUUCCUCUGACAAUCCUCAACUCCCCCGCGCUUUCGGAGCACUCAUCAUAUGCAGUAUGGGGCAAGGUGACCGACAUUCUUGGCGUCAUUUUCUUCUGGAUUGGUUGGAGCUUUGAGACUUCCGCGGACCUGCGUAAGUUCAUGUACAAGGCCUCAAAUCCGCCGAAGGACAAGCCGAUCAAUGUCGGUCUAUGGAAGUGGUCACGCCAUCCGUCAUAUUUCGGCGAGAUGCUCUGCUGGUGA
Molecule: messenger RNA, 552 nt
Organism: Sparassis crispa
Lineage: Eukaryota; Fungi; Basidiomycota; Agaricomycetes; Polyporales; Sparassidaceae
Exons: 12
Coding region: 1-552 (183 amino acids)
Cellular component (GO): membrane
Source: RefSeq, a predicted model, not a curated record